Pisolithus orientalis is the source of this 1293-nucleotide messenger RNA. RefSeq lists its product as uncharacterized. The record is from RefSeq and is a predicted model, not a curated record. Lineage: Eukaryota; Fungi; Basidiomycota; Agaricomycetes; Boletales; Pisolithaceae. Gene Ontology annotation, molecular function: ubiquitin protein ligase activity; zinc ion binding. The transcript has 5 exons. Gene Ontology annotation, cellular component: cytoplasm. Bases 1 to 1293 code for a protein of 430 amino acids.
AUGGCAUGCUCCCUCAAUGACUUGGUUAAUUCACAGAACCAGCUGAUCCAGGAGGCUGCAUUGACCCUGCCACAUGAAUUCUCGAAAUGCACGUAUAGUUUGGGGCCAAUUAAACAAGCUGUGCAUCUCUGCCUGACCUGCGCGGUUCCGCGUGGGAUAUGCUCCUCCUGCUCUAUAGCAUGCCACACGGACCACGAACAAGUGGAACUGUUCCCUAAGCGCGAUUUUCGCUGCGAUUGCCCUACUACCGCGAUUCCUCAUACAUGUACAUUCCACAAGUGCCUCAGAGAGGAGAACACGACCAACAAAUACGAUCAUAACUUCCGCGGCGUUUUUUGCAGGUGUUCCAGGCCCUAUGAUCCAAAAACAGAACUGGAGACGAUGAUUCAGUGCAUUUCAUGCGAGGAUUGGUUUCACGAGUCUUGUCUCAAUCUGAGGGAGCGUCCCCAUCCAGACGUUUUCCCCGACCCUGACCCUACAUCUGCAUCUCCUGAUGCUCAGGGUGACGACGACGACGACUCAGAUGCGUCUUCCAAUGGAUUGCCUCCCCCGUUGAUUUCUGCGGAGGACUAUGAUGUCUUUGUCUGCUAUGAAUGCGUGACCAAGAUUAAUACGCUCCGUCGAUACGCAGGCACAAAGGGCGUCAUUAUGGUGGUGCGCGAUGACGAGAGUGGUCCUUGGAAGGCAGUUGAUGGCGAUAUUUUAUUGGCCGCCUCGCGGAACCACACCAACAAUGACUUGCCGCCCGAAGUCGAUGAUUCGGAGUCACCGACUACUUUCAGGCAGCGUUUCUCAUCUCCACCGACACAAGGCGAGGAACGCGCAGCAAAACGACGAAAGAUAUCCAACGCUUCAGCUUCAUGCUGUCUGGCUCCAUCAGCUAGCUCGAUCGCCAAAGCUAUAUUUGAGCGCAAACCGCAGGGUUCAAGGGUAUCAGAGUCUCCUAUAGGCACUGGUGAUAUUUUUUUGACUGAGGGAUGGCGUCAGAGGUGGUGCCGGUGCGAUCAGUGCUUGCCAUCCUUCCAAGCACAUCCUUACCUGCUCGAAGAAGAAGAGAUGUAUGAACCCCCGGAAGACCCCGAUUCUGGGUUGUCGUUGGAAGAGCUGGGAAUGAGAGCCCUUGCACGUAUACCACGAGAUCGUGCCAUCGAUGGUAUACAUGCCUUUAAUGAUAUGCGGGACGAACUGAUGGAAUAUUUGCGACCCUUUGCUCAGGAAGGAAAGGUUGUGGAAGCUGUAGACGUUAACCACUUUUUCCAGAGACUUCUGGAGAGCCGGCAAACUCGAAAUUAG